This is a messenger RNA of Alosa alosa (allis shad), 1289 nucleotides long. RefSeq names its product mesenteric estrogen-dependent adipogenesis protein-like. The record is from RefSeq and is a predicted model, not a curated record. NCBI's taxonomy places the organism in Eukaryota, Metazoa, Chordata, Actinopteri, Clupeiformes, Clupeidae. The transcript is spliced from 5 exons. The coding region runs from base 99 to 725 and encodes 208 amino acids.
UGUGCGUUUGAGAACCACCCAUGGGGUUUAAAGUAGGCUACUGUUAGUUGCCUACAAAACAUCUCGCUAUACUUCAUGCACGAGACGCACGCAGCAACAUGGCAGACGGACGGAUUUGUAUGGAAAUAUUUGAAGUCGAAGAUUUCCUUCGGAAUCCUCCAAAUGGAUUUAGAGUGGAAAGUCGGGGUUCUGGGCACACACUUGUGAAGUCCGACCCAAAUAGCUGUUGCGUGUUCAUCGACGAAUUUAACUUGGACAAAAGAAAAGUUAUCUUCCAGUUUUCGACGGGAAGAGAGUUUGUGAUCGACAAUCUGGGCAACUACACAAAGAUGAGGGAAAAAAUUACUUCACAACAAAUUUAUCUGCUGGCAUCUGCUAGUGAUAUCAGUUCACUAAAGGGUGAAACAAUAUAUCGAACUGCUGAAGUGAGCACAUACUUUAUAGUGGUGUUAAAUGGGAAACACCCCUUAGUCAAAUGGCAAAUGGAAAAAGGACUUGAUCGGGCAAUUUCUUCAGUGGCAGGAGAAAGCUACAACGUGGAAAUCGACCUGAGCCAAGCAUUGCAGAGUUGGGUGGAGAGAAGGGAAAAUGUUCUGCCCAGUGCUUUAAAGGGGAAGUCUUGGACAGAUUGUUCCUUUAGCCUCAAGUACCAUUCGGAUGCCCUGUUCGACAUUCCCUUCUGGUUUGGCCUGAGUAACCGCCAUUUUAAGAUAACUUAUGAAUAAUGAUACUUCAAGGCAAGGCUAUUCUCCUUGGAUGGAGUAGCCUAGAUGUCAUCUGGCUGGGUCAUUCCACGAAAUCGGUGCCUUUUCAACUUUAAAAAUGUGAAAAAUAUAAUUGUUUCAAACUGAUUUUUUUCAAUGCCCAUUUAAUUAACACAUCUUAACAUGACAAGAAAUUGUGUAGGGUAGUAACAGGACUGAUGGUAACAGGACUGAUGAGUUCAUGCUAAAUUGCUCCUUUCUAGCUAACAGGUAAGGUUAGGGAGGCACAUGGUAUGUAAUCUGAAAGGUUAUUACUUCUAGAUAUUGGUAAUAUCAGUAUUCAUAAAUAAUUGUUUAUAUAAAAAUGGUAACAGGACUGAUGUUGUAUGCUCGCCCCUCUCUCACAACACUGAUAAAACAUGAAAAAAGGACAUUUAAUAUUUAAUUUAGUAACAGGACUGAGAUAAAAUUAAGGGACAAUGAUAAAUGACUUAUAUUUUCUAAGAAAUCAUAUCUAUUUAUGUCAAAAUCAUUGCUUAACAAUGAUAUUACACUUAAGACAAUAUAAAACUGUGAAAAUUGUAU